CGGUGCGCAAAGGGUACAGGAUCCAGACGGACAAGGAAAGGGACUCUAUGAAGGUGCUGUACUAUGUUGAGAAAGAACUGGCCCAGUUUGACCCAGCUAGAAGGAUGCGGGAACGAUAUAACAACACCAUCUCUGAACUCAGCUCUUUACACGAGGACGACGUGAGCUUCCGGCAGCCCUACCGCCAGGUGCGGAGGAAGCCUCUGCCUCCCGCAGGGGAGCUGGAUGGUGACGCUGAGUACUGGGCAGGAGUGCUGGGCGGGGGCAGCACGGCGAGGUCACAGGCUGUCUCCGACUACAGGGACGAGCGGGACAGCUUCCGGCACAGCCAGCAGAGGUCCAAGUCCGAGAUGUUGUCCCGUAAGAGUUUCUCUGUGGGGGUGCCGGCCGUCUCUAUGGAUGAGCUGGCAGCCUUUGCCGAGUCCUACAGCCAGCGGGCCCGGCGGGCCGACAGCCAGGAAACUCGGCGUUUUGAGCGGUCCGAGUCGCACGGCGGUCGCAGCGGGGGGCUGCCCCACCAGGAUAGCUCCAUGGAGGAGUACUACACCAAGCGUGGCAGAGGGAACCGGGAGCCGCUGACGGACUCGGACCGGGGCUGGUCAUACAGCCCACCCCGGAGACGGGCCCACGAGGAGAAGCACCUGCCCAGGCUGGUGAACCGGACGCCUGGAGGCAGCCAGAAGUACGAUCACUCCUACCUCAGCAGUGUCCUGGAGAGGAAAUCCCGGAGCUACGAUGAGAGUGGUGACCGCAGUGAAACCCCCUCAAAGCUGAGCUCACAGCCCAGCCAGAGAGGAGGGGGAACGUAUUAUGCCUGGUCACCACCCUCGACCUACAGAGCCGAGAAGUCGCAGCAGCAGUCGCAGCCGCCAUCACCGCCUCAGCAGGAGGAGGGGGAGGACACCCUGCCCCCGUACAGCGAGAGGGAGCUGAGCCGAGGCCCUUCGUACAGGGCCAGGGAGCAGGCCUACCUCAGCGCCUCUGACAAGAAGAGGAAGAAGGACCCCAAGAAAACGAAUGAUUGCCCUACAAGGAUGUCCCUUGUGGUUUGA
Messenger RNA from Merops nubicus (carmine bee-eater), 1052 nucleotides. RefSeq names its product immunoglobulin-like domain containing receptor 2 (gene ILDR2). Lineage: Eukaryota; Metazoa; Chordata; Aves; Coraciiformes; Meropidae. The annotation marks the transcript as partial. Gene Ontology annotation, cellular component: membrane. Gene Ontology annotation, biological process: pancreas development. The transcript has 4 exons. The record is from RefSeq and is a predicted model, not a curated record.